AUGAACGCCGGCUUCCCGGGCUCGUCGCCGGCGACGCUGUACGUGGGGGACCUUCACCCGGACGUGACGGAGGCCAUGCUGUACGAGAAGUUCAUCUCGGCCGGGCCCAUCCUGUCCAUCCGCGUGUACCGCGACCGGGCGAGCCGGCGCUCGCUGGGCUACGCGUCGGUGAACUUCCAGCGCGCCGAGGACGCCGAGCGGGCCCUGGACACCAUGAACUUCGACGUGAUGAAGGGCCGCCCGGUGCGCAUCAUGUGGUCGCAGCGCGACCCUUCGCUGCGGCGCAGCGGCGUGGGCAACAUCUUCAUCAAGAACCUGGACCGCGCCAUCGACAGCAAGGCGCUCUACGACACCUUCUCGGCCUUCGGCAGCAUCCUGUCGUGCAAGGUGGCCUGCGACGAGAACGGCUCCAAGGGCUACGGCUUCGUGCACUUCGAGACGCAGGAGGAGUCGGAGCGCGCCAUCGACAAGAUGAACGGCAUGUUCCUGAACGACCGCCAGGUCUUCGUGGGCCGCUUCAAGUCGCGCCGCGACCGCGAGGCCGAGCUGGGCGCCCGGGCCCGGGCCAGGGCGGGCGGCGGCGGCGGCGGCGGCGGCGGGGGCGCCUUCACCAACGUCUACAUCAAGAACCUGGCCGAGGACGUGGACGACGAGCGGCUCAAGGACCUGUUCGGCAGGUUCGGGCCCGUGCUCAGCGUGAAGGUGAUGACCGACGAGCGCGGCCAGUCCAAGGGCUUCGGCUUCGCCAGCUUCUCCAGGCCCCGGGACGCGCAGAAGGCCGUGCAGGAGAUGAACGGCCAGGAGCUGGGCGGCAAGCACAUCUACGUGGGCCGGGCGCAGAACAAAGUGGAAAGGCAGAUGGAGCUCAAGCACAAGUUUGGGCGCAUGAAGCAAGACGCGCACACGCCCAAGGGCGACGGGAAAACCAGGUACCAGGGGGUGAACCUCUACGUGAAGAAUCUGGACGACAGCAUCGAUGACAACCGUCUGCGCAAGGAGUUUUCUCCCUUUGGCACCAUCACCAGCGCCAAGGUGACCAUGGAGGGUGGUCGCAGCAAAGGGUUUGGUUUUGUCUGCUUCUCCACCCCGGAUGAAGCCACUAAGGCAGUCACGGAAAUGAACGGGAGAAUCGUGGCCACCAAGCCACUCUACGUAGCUUUAGCUCAGCGCAAGGAAGAUCGCCAGACCCACCUGAAUAACCAAUACGUGCAGAGGAUGGCAAGUGCCCGGGCUGUGCCCAACCCUGCGGCCAGACCCUGCCAGUCGACGUCUUCCUCGGGUUACUUCCCCGCGGCGACCGUGUCACAGACUCAAAACCGGGCUGCGUACUAUUCUCCCAGCCAAGCUGCUCAGCCGAGACCAAGUCAUCGCUGGAGUGCUCAGAGUGCCAAACCUAGUCCAUUUCGAAGUACGCCUGACGCUGGCCACCCAGCAACCCCCAGACCACCGUUCAGCGCUGCCAGGCCAACCCCUUCGCAGGUGAACCCAGGCUCCUCGGCGCAGCAUGUUGCUAACUCCUCCUCCCAGAUCACCGCUCCACGUUCUGCAGCUGCCACCUCUGGCCGCCCCGUUCCACAGUACGAAUACGCGGCCGGAGUACGCAACCCCCCGCAGCGUCCUAACAUACAGCCGCACGCUGUCGUGCGCCAGCCCGCUGUCCAGGAUGAGGAACUCCUCACUGCCUCCCUUUUGGCAUCUGCCACCCCAGAAGAGCAAAAGCAAAUGCUGGGUGAAUGGCUGUUUUCCCUCAUUCAAACCAUGCACCCUACUCUUGCUGGGAAGAUCACAGGCAUGCUGUUGGAGAUUGGCAGCUCGGAGUUGCGCCACGUGCUCCAGUCUCCAGAGUGCCUUCGCACUAAGGUCGAGGAGGCGAUAGCCGUGCUGCAAGCCUACCAAGCAAAAGAGGCCGCCCGGAAGGCCUUCGGCAGCGCCGCUGGCGUUCCAACGGUCUAAAGCUCAUCAGU
Molecule: messenger RNA, 1964 nt
Organism: Jaculus jaculus (lesser Egyptian jerboa)
Lineage: Eukaryota; Metazoa; Chordata; Mammalia; Rodentia; Dipodidae
Product: polyadenylate-binding protein 1-like
Exons: 1
Coding region: 1-1953 (650 amino acids)
Cellular component (GO): cytosol
Molecular function (GO): mRNA binding
Source: RefSeq, a predicted model, not a curated record